Messenger RNA from Raphanus sativus (radish), 1443 nucleotides. Its product is annotated as transcription factor MYB25. Gene Ontology annotation, biological process: regulation of DNA-templated transcription. Gene Ontology annotation, molecular function: RNA polymerase II cis-regulatory region sequence-specific DNA binding; DNA-binding transcription factor activity, RNA polymerase II-specific. NCBI's taxonomy places the organism in Eukaryota, Viridiplantae, Streptophyta, Magnoliopsida, Brassicales, Brassicaceae. The transcript is spliced from 2 exons. Bases 109 to 1248 code for a protein of 379 amino acids. Gene Ontology annotation, cellular component: nucleus. The record is from RefSeq and is a predicted model, not a curated record.
CCCCACUAAAAGCAGUUAAAGAGAGAAAAGAGCAGCAGGUUACAGACCCCCCUCAAAAUUCAAUUAUUCUCUUUUUUUUCGAAAUUCAAUUCAAAUCCAAAGAGAAAAAUGGAUCGAUCGGUGCCGUUACCUUUCGCAUCAUCCGCCGCCGAUUCCGAUGAAGUAAUCAUCACUGCGGGAGACUCAAGCGGUGGUGGUGGUGGUGGUUACGAGAUGAAGAGCAAAGUGAAAGGACCUUGGUCGACGGAGGAAGACGCGGUCCUCACGAAGCUCGUGAGCAAGUUAGGUCCGAGGAACUGGAGUUUGAUCGCACGCGGUAUCCCUGGCCGUUCAGGCAAAUCGUGUCGAUUGCGUUGGUGUAAUCAGCUUGACCCUUGUCUUAAGCGUAAACCAUUCUCUGAUGAGGAAGAUCGUAUGAUCAUCUCUGCGCACGCCAUUCACGGUAACAAAUGGGCGGUGAUUGCGAAAUUGUUACCAGGGAGAACAGAUAACGCUAUCAAGAACCACUGGAACUCAACGCUUAGACGCAAGUACUCGGAUCUUUGGAAGAAUAACAGUCAGUGCAUGGCGGCUAAUCAAGUUACCACUGCUUACAUCAAGAACGAAAAUGUGGAACAAGGAUUGCCUCAAGAAGAGAUCAUUUCACCACCAGAGGCUCCACAGGUUGUUGAUGCUGCAAUGUAUGAUGAGCCCACCACACAAGUUGUUGAUGUUACAAUGGAUGAUGCACCACCACCCAAUGAACCUCAAGAACGUGUUGAUCAUAUAGAAGAGAGUAGCAUUCCUGUGUUUCGCCCGGUGGCUCGUGCUGGCGCCUUCAGGGUGUAUAACCCAACAAGCCAGAGAAAUGGGUACAGGGAUCACAAUGUGGUUCCAUGCGAGGGACCGUUGAUUCAAGCGGCCAAGCCUGAUUCAUUAGCUGGUAAAUUUCUACAGUCUCUUUGCGGCGAACCUAACAUACCUUCCAAGUGUGGUCACGGUUGCUCUACUCAUCCAGCUGAGUCCGGUAAGUCGGUGUUGGGGGCUGAGUUUGUGGAUUAUGAAGAGCCUUGUCCAGUUUUCAACCAAGAACUUAUAUCUAUAGCGACUGAUUUGAACAACAUUGCGUGGAUAAAGAGUGGUCUUGACAAUACCAUUGUCAGAGAAGCAGAACAGAGUUUGAAGAUGGAUCAUAUCAGUUUUAAUGAUCCUCGAAUCAAAUUUUCUGGAAUGAUGCCUAGACAACAUUUCUUCUGUGCAAGAAGCUGAACCUCAGAUGUUUUUUUCUGACAUUUUGAUUCGGAGUUGAUUAAAGAGAGAUUGCAAAAGAGAAGGAAGAAGGCUUGCUAUAUAUUCCUGAUAAUGUCAUUUUACAAGCACUUUUCUCCUUACUUUUUUUUUUACAUAUAUAAGUAUUUACAAAACAGAGUAUGAAGAUCAAUUUACAAUUUUUAAAAAAAUAUU